UGCUACGUCACAAGCAGGCGCUGUAGAGUCCAAGAUGGCGGGGGAGGAGGUUCCGUCUCUAGCGGUUCUGCUCUGCUCCGUCCUCCGCCCGGACCCUCCGCCGUUGUUCGGCGGGCAGCUGUUCGAGCUGUACCGGCUCCAGACGGAGCUCCUGAGGCGGAGGAGGCAGCGGGAGAUGAUGGAGCGGGACCGGCGGCGUAGGCAGUACCUGCGGAGGAGGAGAGCCUUCCUGCUGUCGUCCAUCGCCGCCAUCCUGAGCCUCAUCACCUCCACCAACCGGCCCGUCUGGGUCCGGAACCGAACGGCCGGACAGAACUUUUGGGUGACGGCCGAGUCGUUUGACGACGACCAGUGGAAGGCGCAGUUCCGCGUCUCCAGGGCGACCUUCGACUACCUGGUCGAACUGAUCGGUCCGGCGAUCAAGCGGCGCCGGACGAACUACCGGGUCCCCAUCGAGCCGCGCCGCCGGCUGGCCAUCACCUUGUGGUGGUUCGCCCGGUCCGGGGAGUACCGCUGCAUCGCCGACAUGUUCGGGGUCGGCAUCGCCACCGUGUGCAUCAUCGUGCGCCAGGUCACCGUGGCCAUCGUGGAGCGGCUGUACCGGCGCUUCGUGUCGCUGCCCAGUGGACAGCGGCUGGACGACACCAUCCGAGGCUUCAGGCAGCGCUGCUACCCGCAGUGCGCCGGAGCCAUCGGCGGGACUCACAUCCCCAUCGCCCCGCCAAGGGACAACCCAGAGCACUACCUCAACCAGCGGGGCUGGCACUCCGUGAUCCUGCAGGCGGUGGUGGACCACGAAGUCCGUUUCACAGAUGUUUACGCCGGUUGGCCUGGAAGCACCAGCAGCGCCACGGUUCUGUCCAGUUCUGAUCUUUACCUGAAGGCCGAGGACCGACCCGAUGGUUACCUGUUCCCCAGAGAGGGCAGUGAGCUGCACUGGCUGGCCUGUUCUCUCUACGUGGCCUGCAGGUCCUCGGUGCCGACGGUGGGAAAAGGAACCGCCGACGGGAACUACGUCUCUCUGACCAGAAUCCUCCGAUGCUCAGAAAUGAGCCUGAUCGAGUUCUUCAAUAAGAUGAAGAAGUGGCAGGACAUGGCCAACCUGCCUCAGGACUUCCGUCAGAGCACCGACAAGCUGGAGAGGAACUUCACCGUGUCGGCCGUCAUCUUCAAGAAGUAUGUUCCCAUCUUCAAGUCCAUCUUCAAGGCGCCGUCAGAGGAACCGCCGCGAGUUCACCGCAGUCGCAAACAGAGACGUCAUCCGUGCACCGUGACCGAGGUCUUCAACUUCUGCUGGGUGUUGUUCGUCCAUGCUAAAGGGAACUUCCCCAUGAUCAGCGACGACCUGGUGAACUCGUAUCACCUCCUCCUGUGCGCGCUCGACCUCGUCUUCACCAACGCUCUGCUCUGCAACGCCAGGAAAGACCUGCUGAACCCAGAUUUCAAAGGUCUACCAGAGGACUUCAGCAGUAAAGACUUCAGGCCGUCCUCGGGUCCGUUCUGCUUCAUCGAGCAGCUGUGUGAGCUCCAUGACGGCCUGGUUCUGGAGGCCAAAGGAGUCAAAGAGCACUUCUGGAAGCCCUUCAUCAAGAAACUCUUCCACAAGAGGAUUCUCAGGGGUAAAGAGGACAGUCUGACCGGCUUUCUGGAUCCCAUGAACUUUGGAGACAGUUUCUUGUCUCUCAGUCGGCUCUAUGAAGAACAUGUUUUGGCCACCGGCAGUCUGGAUGAGAGGAUCUUCACCGGUGAGGGGGCCAACGAGGACAUCGGCACCCCGGGGCCCUGCCUCUGUGAGGGGAUGGAGAACCAGGACAGCGCCGCCUACAGGCUCCACACCAACCUAACAGCCUCGGCUCUGAAGGUCUCCACCCCUCUGACGGGCAGGAAGUACGUCCAGGAGGUCAGCAUGGCGUCGCCGCUGUCGUCGGCCAUGAAGAGUGUCGGACGACUUCACACUCUGCUGUCAGGGACCAAACAGGGUCCGAGUGCCAAACUAACAGAGACUCUGAGAAAUUGUGCCAGAGACCCCAGUGAUGUCAUCAGCCGGCGCCUGAAGGACAUGUUUGAUUUGUUUUCUCAGCACUACGAGGACGGCAGUGCAGACAGCCGACUGAUGGGGAAAGACAUGGCGGUGAAGUAUUUCCACCUGGCUGAGGCGCUCUACUACCGAAUCCUGGAGUCCAUCAUCGAGAGAGAGAAGAUGAUUCUUGGAGACGCUGAUCUGUCGUGUAUUCUGGAGCAGGACAUCUUCCAUCGCUCUCUGCUGGCCUGCUGCCUGGAGAUCGUCAUCUUCUCCUACAGGCCUCCAGGAGAUUUCCCCAACAUCAUCGGCAUCUUCCAGCUCCCUGCUUACCACUUCUACAAAGUGAUCGAGGUGUUGGUCCGGUCGGAGCAGGGACUGUUUCGGGAGGUGGUGAAGCACCUGAACCAGGUGGAGGAGCAGGUUCUGGAGAGUCUAGCCUGGACUAGCGGCUCCCCGCUGUGGGAGAGUCUCCGCGGGGCCAAAGACCACGUCCCUGCAUGCCAGGAGGUGAUGCCUCCUCAGUAUCUGGAACAAAACGAUGAAAGCAGCACCAGCAGCGUUCCCCUCACACCCAUCAACCACGGAGCUGAUCUCAGCACCAACAGCACCAUCAAAGGUGUGUCUCCCUCCCCCACCACCCUCCUGGACCGCUACAGCUCCCCCCCCGGUCCGGCUCGCCGUCGUCUCUUUGUCGACCCACCGGGGGACGGUGAGACCGGCACCGCCUCCACCGGCUCCACCAGCACCACCAGCACACCACCCGCCGCCGCUGUGACCAAGACCGGCCAGGCCAGCCUCGUCACGGCCAUCCCCGCUGGACAGACGGUGGUCACCGUAGCGACCGCCACCGUCACCGCCAACAACGGGCAGACGGUGACCAUACCAGUGCAGGGAAUAGCCAAUGAGAGCGGAGGCAUCACUUUCUUCCCCGUCCAGGUGAGCGUGACCGGGCAGGCCGGCGCCGCCCUGCAGCCGCUGUCCGCCCAAACCCUGACCGGCACCAUCGCCGUCCAAUCAGCCGUCGCCAAACCCCCGCCAAGGGCCAGCAGCCCGUUGAGGAAGGGAUCUCUGUCGCUGUUCUUCAGGAAGAUUUACCAUCUGGCCAGCGUUCGGCUCCGAGACCUUUGUGCCAAACUGGACAUCUCGUCGGAGCUGAGGAGGAAGAUCUGGACGUGUUUCGAAUAUUCUCUGGUCCACUGCACCGACAUGAUGAUGGACCGACACCUGGACCAGCUCCUCAUGUGUGCUGUUUAUGUCAUGGCAAAGGUGACCAAAGAAGACAAAUCCUUCCAGAACAUCAUGAAGUGUUACCGCACUCAGCCUCAGGCCAGCAGCAAUGUGUACAGGAGUGUGUUGAUCUCAGUGAGGAGACGGCGUCACUCCGGCUCAAACGACAGCAACAAACCAAACUCCUCUGCUGACGGCGGCCAGGAUCCAGCAGGAGGCGACAUCAGCCCGGUUCCUAUUCGCUCCAGCAGCACCUUGCCGGUCCCUCAGCCUGGUAGCACCCCUUCCACGCCCACCAGCGCCUCCAACAAGACCUCCUCUUCUUCCACCACCUCCUGCACUGUGGGCGAUGGCGAGGAGGAGCGAGGAGACCUGAUCCACUUCUACAACAACGUCUACAUCAAACAGAUGAGACACUUUGCUCUGAGAUACUCUCCGAGUUCGCCGUCUGCAGGGGUGGAGUCCCCCCCUCUGUGCCCGUACCCCACCCUGAGGACCGGAUCUCCCCGUCGGAUGCUUCUGUCCAGCAAACACUCCAUUUACAUCUCGCCUCAUAAGACAGGUUCCGCCCUGACGCCAACAACUCCCCGGGACAAGAUUUACUACUACAUCUGCAGCAGCCCCCCCAACCGUCUGCAGGAGAUCAACAGUAUGAUCCGGACCGGAGAAACUCCCACCAGGAAGCGCAGCAUGGCGAUGGAGGAGGAGACGUCGCCCAAACGGGUCUGUCCGGACAACCAUUCAGCUCUGCUGCGCCGCCUGCAGGACGUCGCCAACGACCGAAGCUCCUCCCACUGACAGUAAACACAUCGACUCCGUGGUAACAGGCGGUCACCAUCAUAUGAGCAGCUUUUUAUUUCUGCACUGACAUUUGUCAGCGGUUGUUUUAUUCGCUGGGAGCAGCACAGAGCUUCAGUGACUAAAAUGAACUUCAUAGUUUCCAUUAAAAACAACUGUAUUGUCUGUAAAAAUAUGAUUAAUCACAGAGAUGUGUUCUAUAAACACUGGGCUUACUGUGGAUCCUGAAGCAGAUGGUCUCCAUUUAUUGCCACUCAAAGUUGCCCUAAAGGUUAGUCUUUUACAGUUGAGUGCUGCCUUCUCAGAGCAAACAUACUAACAGAACUUGGUACAGCAGAGAGCAUUGUCGUGUUUUUAGCUUGUAAAGGGGCACCAUGACAAAGUCUUCAGGGACACUAAAUGACCUCCAGCCAGCACACAUUUUGCAUUAACCAUGAUAGUAUCCAUACAGUGGCAUACAAUCCUGAAACAACUCCUCUUCUUUUGUUGCCCUAAAUGUUAGUAUUUUACAGUAUUUUAGUCCCACAUCGAUAACAUUUUCCUCAAUAAUACAAUCCCAACUAUUGUAGAUUAGCCUAAGGCCUCUUACAGUUUAAUAACAAAUAAAAAAGUGACCAGAGGAGGUGGACAUUUCCUUGUCGGCUACAGGAGAGCAUUGUGGGGUUAGCUAGUAAAGGGGCACCAUGACAGAGUCUUUAAUGAUGCUUAAUGACCUCCAAACCUUUACACAUAUGUUGAUGCAAGCUUGGAUGAACCAUGUUAGCAUUUGUACAUCCUGCCGCAACUCCUGUUCCUUUGUUUCCCCUCAAAGUUGUCCUAAAUAUUAGUAUUUUACAGUAUUUUAAAUUUUACUGAGUCCCAAACCAAUAAUACAAUCUCAAGUAUUGUAGAUUAGCUUCAGGGCUGUAGGGUCACUGAUAUGGUUCAUUCCAGUUGCAGAUGCGACAGCCACCAACAGGACAAAUGUCAAGUGCACUUAAUUUGUUACACAAUUUCCUAAAUUAUUUAUUGAUAAUGCUGCAUUUCUUAAGAACAUUUCAAAAUUUAUGACAUCCGUUUCACAGCGGACAUAAACAAAGAAUCCGUUUUCUGUGCUGAUAACUGGCCUCGUUUUGCUGUUGUCUGUUUUAUUUGUCAUUUUAAUCACUGUUGCAUUUUACAAGAUAUAAUGUUCAGUCUCCUCCUAAUUAAAAUAGUCAGAAUGUGCUGUUUCUUUGCAAAUGUCACAAAACCAAACAUCGUAGACUGAAUUAACUCAUACCGUUGUUGUUUGUGUGUAAAAAUCUUCAUUCCAUCCUUUUAUUCUGAUGCAGAAGUGUUCAGGAGCCAUGCGAUGAAGGAACUUCCUGAACUUCUCGUCCUGCAUUUUAACACUUUAUUUUACAUUUGCAUGUUUUUGUUUCUCGUUUGAUUUUCUCCUAUGCUCUAAACAAAACAUAUUUAACCUUUUAAAGAAGUUUCAAUCACGAAAAGUGUUGUUUAACCUUUGUGAUUUACAUGUUUUUACGUCCUCCUGCUACCAUGUACUCCAGCUCACCGACCGUUACCGUCACAAGUCUGUAAAUAUGUGUACAAAAGAGAAAAGAAAGCCUAUUUAAUGGAGGUGAUGUAAGUUAAGUGCCUUUAUUUUGUACUCCUCUGUUUGUUUACAUCCUGUAAACUUUACCUUUUAUUAGAUUAUCCUGAUUGUAAAGAAAAGAAAGAAAAGCUGAAAUAAAAUGUUUGAACUGA
Acanthochromis polyacanthus (spiny chromis) is the source of this 5779-nucleotide messenger RNA. RefSeq names its product retinoblastoma-like 2 (p130) (gene rbl2). Gene Ontology annotation, cellular component: chromatin; nucleus; transcription regulator complex. Gene Ontology annotation, molecular function: RNA polymerase II transcription regulatory region sequence-specific DNA binding. Gene Ontology annotation, biological process: negative regulation of G1/S transition of mitotic cell cycle; regulation of transcription by RNA polymerase II; cell differentiation. The record is from RefSeq and is a predicted model, not a curated record. NCBI's taxonomy places the organism in Eukaryota, Metazoa, Chordata, Actinopteri, Pomacentridae.